Messenger RNA from Dovyalis caffra, 354 nucleotides. NCBI's taxonomy places the organism in Eukaryota, Viridiplantae, Streptophyta, Magnoliopsida, Malpighiales, Salicaceae. The record is from the annotation of a GenBank genome assembly.
AUGACUAAGAGCAGCUUCAAGCAAGAGCAUGAUUUUGAGAAGAGGAGGGCUGAAGCUAAGAGAAUCAGGGAGAAAUACCCAGACAGAAUUCCGGUAAUUGUGGAGAAGGCUGAGAGAAGCGAUAUUCCCAACAUUGACAAGAAAAAAUACCUAGUCCCGGCUGACCUGACAGUAGGUCAAUUUGUUUAUGUAAUCCGGAAGAGAAUUAAACUGAGUGCGGAAAAGGCAAUUUUUAUAUUUGUGGACAAUGUUCUCCCACCAACUGGAGCAAUAAUGUCCACAAUCUAUGAUGAAAAGAAGGAUGAAGAUGGAUUUCUCUACGUUACGUACAGCGGGGAAAAUACAUUUGGAUGA